This is a messenger RNA of Cotesia congregata, 699 nucleotides long. The record is from the annotation of a GenBank genome assembly. NCBI's taxonomy places the organism in Eukaryota, Metazoa, Arthropoda, Insecta, Hymenoptera, Braconidae.
AUGGCAUUACAACCUUCUAUUGGAAGUGUACCCCCAGGUGCGAUCCAAGUUGACAGAACUGAGGCCGCUGCUUAUCAGUACCGGCAAAUUAAAGAAUGGCCUCACUUUCGUGAUGUAUGGCCGUUCAAAGUCGGAGUUCCAUUACUCGCUGGCUUAGCCGCUUGCUCAGCGUUGGUGAUAAAUCGCCAUUUCAGAUUAAAAGUUAAAUUACGAAACCAGGGUGUGAUAGCAACUCAGAUUACUAGUGCAACGGGUGCAACAAUUUUUGCAACGGCUCCACAUAUUGGAGUAAUAUUUUAUUUAUUUAUGAUAGUAAAAUUCGUAAUGCAGGAUUUAUUUUUAAAUACAACACCAUGCCCACUUUGUGUUGAAACAAGAGCAACUUUUAUUCAAACUGGAGCUGCAAUCAUAUAUCCUAGUAUUGCUGCACCUCUGGCUAAUUUUUUCCUAGCAGCAAGAAUUGGAACUUACCGACUACCCUACUUUGCUGACGGGAAAGAAAUUUUUAAAUUAUGGAUUAAAUUCUUGAAACCACUCCGUGUAAAAUUAGUUAUACUGACGGCUGUUAAUAUUUUGGCUGCUGGUUUUAUUACGUAUAAAGAAGCAAUGUCAAUACAAACAGUUAGAAUGAAAUUGUUAAAGUUUGCUGAACAGUUACAUAAAGAAGAAAGUGUAAAGUUAAAAAAACUCAAGCAAUAA